UGCAGCCUUGAACUCCCAGCUCAAGUGAUCCUCCCACUUCAGCCUUCCGAGUAGCUGGAACCACAGGCACCCACAUGACGCCCAGUUAAUUUUUGCAUUUUUGAUAGAGAUGGGGUCGCAUUAGAUUGCCCAGGCUGGUGUCGACCUCUCUGGCUCACACGAUCCUCCCGCCGCGGCUUCCGAGCGGCUGGGUUCAGGCUUGAAUCACUGCGCCAGGGCUUUAUAUUUCGUUUUGAAAAUGCUGAGAUGGAUGCAAAGGGCUGAGUGCUCAGUGUCCGCCAGCCACCCUCAGUUGCGGCUUCCGUCCAAAGAAGGAAUCGCACUCCCUGCUGGGGCCACUAACAGCACUAACACGGUCCGAGUGACAUAUGCAAAGCUCGGGAACGGCGACAGAUGGGAAGAUGCGUGGGAGCCUGGGGGGCCCUCGGGAGAGCCGCGCACCCUCGCGGCCGACUCAGCCAGUACCCGCACCCUCCUACCCAGAUCCCGGCCGCCCGCCAGGACUCUCUGGCCCGCACCUCUAUGGUAGGAAACCAAGAAAACAGGAAGUGGCCUCGAGAGGGGGAAGGGAGGGGCGGGGCCUCCGAGGGGCGGGGCCUCCGCCACCACCUCCGCUGCGGACCCAGGCGAGAUGGCGGCCACCGAGGGGGUCGGAGAGGCUGCGCAAGGCGGCGAGCCCGGGCAGCCGGAGCAGCCCCCGCCCCAGCCGCACCCACCGCCGCCUCAGCAGCAGCACGAGGAAGAGAUGGCGGCCGAGGCCGGGGAAGCCGUGGCGUCCCCCAUGGACGACGGGUUUCUGAGCCUGGACUCGCCCUCCUACGUCCUGUACAGGGACAGAGCAGAAUGGGCUGAUAUAGAUCCAGUGCCGCAGAAUGAUGGCCCCAGUCCCGUGGUCCAGAUCAUUUAUAGUGACAAAUUUAGAGAUGUUUAUGAUUACUUCCGAGCUGUCCUGCAGCGUGAUGAAAGAAGUGAACGAGCUUUUAAGCUAACCCGGGAUGCUAUUGAGUUAAAUGCGGCCAAUUAUACAGUGUGGCAUUUCCGGAGAGUUCUCUUAAAGUCACUUCAGAAGGAUCUACAUGAGGAAAUGAACUACAUCACUGCAAUAAUUGAGGAGCAGCCCAAAAACUAUCAAGUUUGGCAUCAUAGGCGAGUAUUAGUGGAAUGGCUAAGAGAUCCAUCUCAGGAGCUUGAAUUUAUUGCUGAUAUUCUUAAUCAGGAUGCAAAGAAUUAUCAUGCCUGGCAGCAUCGACAAUGGGUUAUUCAGGAAUUUAAACUUUGGGAAAAUGAGCUGCAGUAUGUGGACCAACUUCUCAAAGAGGAUGUGAGAAAUAACUCUGUCUGGAACCAAAGAUACUUCGUUAUUUCUAACACCACUGGCUACAAUGAUCGUGCUGUAUUGGAGAGAGAAGUCCAAUACACUCUGGAAAUGAUUAAACUAGUACCACAUAAUGAAAGUGCGUGGAACUAUUUGAAAGGGAUUUUGCAGGAUCGUGGUCUUUCCAAAUACCCUAAUCUGUUAAAUCAAUUACUCGAUUUACAACCAAGUCAUAGUUCCCCCUACCUAAUUGCCUUUCUUGUGGAUAUCUAUGAAGACAUGCUAGAAAACCAGUGUGACAAUAAGGAAGACAUUCUUAAUAAAGCAUUAGAGUUAUGUGAAAUCCUAGCUAAAGAAAAGGACACUAUAAGAAAGGAAUAUUGGAGAUAUAUUGGAAGAUCCCUUCAAAGCAAACACAGCACAGAAAAUGACUCACAAACAAAUGUACAGCAAUAACACCAUCCAGAAGAACUUGAUGGAAUGCUUUUAUUUUUUAUUAAGGGACACUGCAGGAAUUUAAAACGAGAGUGGUCCCUCCCUUUGCCUGUGGUGUGAAAGUGCAUCACACAGGUAAUUGCUUUUUAACAAGAACUGAUGCUCCUUGGGUGCUGCUGCUACUCAGACUAGCUCUAAGUAAUGUGAUUCUUCUAAAGCAAAGUCAUUGGAUGGAGGAGGAAAAAAAAGUCCCAUAAAGGAACUUUUGUAGUCCUAUCAACGUGUAAUCUAAUCCCUUAGCAUCAACUCCUCCCUCAGUGGUACACACAUCAAGAUUUGUAGCAGUAAUAACUGCGGGUCACUUGUAUGUAAUGGAUAUGAGGUAGCUGAAGUUUGGUUCAGUAAGCAGGGAAUACAGUGGUUCCAUCAGAGCUGGUCUGCACACUCACAUUAUCUUGCUAUCACUGUAACCAACUAAUGCCAAAAGAAUGGUUUUGUAAUAAAAUUAUAGCUGUAUCUAAAAA
Macaca mulatta (Rhesus monkey) is the source of this 2274-nucleotide messenger RNA. It is a transcript of the gene FNTA, whose product is annotated as farnesyltransferase, CAAX box, subunit alpha. The record is from RefSeq and is a predicted model, not a curated record. Lineage: Eukaryota; Metazoa; Chordata; Mammalia; Primates; Cercopithecidae. Gene Ontology annotation, cellular component: CAAX-protein geranylgeranyltransferase complex; protein farnesyltransferase complex; cytoplasm. Gene Ontology annotation, biological process: protein farnesylation; protein geranylgeranylation. Gene Ontology annotation, molecular function: CAAX-protein geranylgeranyltransferase activity; protein farnesyltransferase activity.